CUAUGUAGGUGCACUAGAUAGGGAGUGAAAAACAACGGCGUGCGCUGCGCUACGUAGUGCACAGUUCGGCUCCUGGUGAACGUUUUGAGAUACGGCCCGGCGCUCUGGGGGCCAUCUUGUUUUUUUUUUGCAUAAUAUUACCGUUAAUCCAAUCACAUCGCGCGUAUCUCACCUGAUUACCAUAUCGGAAUAUAUCUCUGCUCAUUAAAGAUGGCGAUGAGUGCGAGUCGAGCGGAGGUAGAGGCUGAUGUCGAAGAGGACGAGAGCUUCGGCCCACAGCCCCUGAGCCGCCUGGAGCAGUGCGGUAUCAGUGCGAGUGACCUGAAGAAGCUGGAGGACGCCGGGUUCCACACCAUCGAGGCCGUGGCGUACGCGCCGAAAAAAGAGCUGCUGAACAUCAAAGGCAUCAGCGAGGCCAAGGCUGACAAGAUCCUGGGCGAGGCAGCGAAGCUGGUCCCGAUGGGGUUCACCACCGCCACAGAGUUUCACCAGCGCAGAGCCGAGAUCAUCCAGAUCUCCACCGGAUCUAAAGAGCUCGACAAACUGUUACAGGGCGGUAUCGAGACGGGCUCCAUCACGGAGAUGUUCGGUGAGUUCCGUACAGGGAAGACUCAGCUCUGCCACACGCUGGCGGUGACGUGUCAACUCCCCAUCGAUCAGGGCGGGGGCGAGGGCAAGGCCAUGUACAUCGACACAGAGGGAACCUUCAGACCCGAGAGACUGCUCGCCGUGGCCGAGAGGUACGGACUCGUGGGCAGUGAUGUUCUGGACAACGUUGCUUACGCGCGAGCGUUUAACACGGAUCAUCAGACUCAGCUGCUCUACCAGGCUUCAGCUAUGAUGGCCGAGUCCAGGUAUGCCCUGCUGAUAGUGGACAGUGCCACGGCGCUCUACAGGACGGAUUAUUCGGGUCGGGGCGAGCUCUCGGCCCGUCAGUGUCACCUGGGACGUUUCCUCCGCAUGCUGCUGCGUCUCGCUGACGAGUUUGGCGUCGCGGUCGUGAUCACCAAUCAGGUGGUGGCGCAGGUGGACGGGGCGGCCAUGUUCGCCGCUGAUCCGAAGAAACCCAUUGGGGGGAACAUCUUAGCACACGCCUCCACUACCAGGUUGUACUUGAGGAAGGGUCGCGGCGAAACUCGCAUCUGUAAGAUUUACGACUCGCCGUGUUUACCCGAGGCCGAGGCCAUGUUCGCCAUCAACGCAGACGGAGUAGGAGACGCUAAAGACUGAGGCUGUGUGUGUGUGAGAGAGAGAUGGACAAGAACAGAAACACGGUGAUGGGUGCACUCGUGUGUGUGUGUGUACACUCUCCUUUAAAGAUGAAGACACUGUUAAUGCUGCUGUCAAGUGUGUUCAUCAUCCAGAGCGGAGUGUGUGUGUGUGAGAGGGAGGGACCGUGCCAUCUACUGGCGCACAUGUGUGUGUGUGUGUGUCAGUUUACUUUUGUUUAUUUGAUGUAAAGAUAAAUACUACAUUUCAGUUCUUUCUUACUGGUUUCCUUUGUACUGUACUUUAUUCUUUCUGUACAUAAAAGUAUUAAAUAUUUUAUUGCUCAUCA
Messenger RNA from Clarias gariepinus (North African catfish), 1558 nucleotides. It is a transcript of the gene rad51, whose product is annotated as RAD51 recombinase. Gene Ontology annotation, cellular component: condensed nuclear chromosome. Bases 211 to 1230 code for a protein of 339 amino acids. The transcript is spliced from 9 exons. Gene Ontology annotation, molecular function: ATP binding; ATP-dependent DNA damage sensor activity; double-stranded DNA binding. The record is from RefSeq and is a predicted model, not a curated record. Gene Ontology annotation, biological process: chromosome organization involved in meiotic cell cycle; DNA recombinase assembly; mitotic recombination-dependent replication fork processing. NCBI's taxonomy places the organism in Eukaryota, Metazoa, Chordata, Actinopteri, Siluriformes, Clariidae.